Molecule: messenger RNA, 3150 nt
Organism: Lasiosphaeria miniovina
Lineage: Eukaryota; Fungi; Ascomycota; Sordariomycetes; Sordariales; Lasiosphaeriaceae
Product: telomere repeat binding factor-domain-containing protein
Exons: 3
Coding region: 1-3150 (1049 amino acids)
Biological process (GO): telomere maintenance via telomere lengthening
Molecular function (GO): protein homodimerization activity; double-stranded telomeric DNA binding
Source: RefSeq, a predicted model, not a curated record
AUGGACGACGCAAACUCCUCUCUCGAGGCGGACCUCUUCGCCGCCUUGGCCGCAGCGGAUCCAAGGCCAGAAACUAGCAGCCAAAACCACACCGCGAAGGGCAUCGAGCCUUCCCAAAACCAGACUGCUCAACUCUCCGACCCCGCUGCCCAAGACGCUCCGCCAGCAGCGGCCCAAGACCAUGCGGCAGUGGCCCAUGGUGGCCUGCCAACCACCCAGAACUAUCUUUCACUAACUCAAGACUAUCUAUUGGGGCUCCAGGAUCUCCAACCUGCACCUCAAGAUCAUGCGCUGAUAACCCAAGACGCCCAAGAUCUUGCAACGGCCCAGGAUACUCCGGCCGCCUACGAUACCCCCGUUACGCAGGCCCCUGUUUAUGUUCCUCUCCCAGCUCCCCAAGAGCCCGCCAGAGCGCCCUCCCCAAAGCGCUCCCGAAGCCCAGAGCUGCCCGACGAGAGCAGUGCAAAGCGGCUGAAGACAGAACAGAUUGACGGGGGCGGAGGGCACGGCACAAUGUCUGCCGACUUGGCAGCAAUGCUCAGUGAUGCGCUGGCUUCUUUCGAUGCCCAUCCCCAGCCCGGGCCUGCGAACAUGGACACGGAUCUGAAUGGCGCCCAUGAGACUACGGAACCUCCGGCCCCGGCUCCCGACUCGGCACUGGCGGCCCUCGACGCGACUUCGACGGAGAAAGUGACUCGGAUCAUGAAGGUCGCCACAAAUUCGACGUACGUGAUGCGAUCAAUGAGUCUUCCCGUUUUGGGCAAUGUUGCAGUCCAGAUAUUGCUAAGGCUCUCGCUUCAGUCUCGAGCCGAGAUCGAGUCGCUAUUGGCCGACCCCGAAUCCGAGUUUCGCAAGGCCUACGACAUACUGAAAAACAUGUUUGGCCUGGCGAGAAAGAUGUUCUCCGACUAUCCUCUACUCUUCCCUGACGAGCUCGACAUUGGCGAUUCCGAAGACCGUGAGACGAUCCGCAUGUCGAAUCUGGCCACGGCGGCCGCAGGGCUCUUGGUCGAUAUGGACUUGACCUUGGAAGAGGUGCACGACUCAGUGCUUUCGAUAUUCAUCCCCGAGGACGGAGAGUACAGGGAGAAUUUGACCGACUUCUUCGUCAACCUCAAGACAAGAGUCUUUCUGGAUGCGACAGGAGCAGUAGAUGAAGCCCCGAACAUGCCGGGAUUAUUGGAUAAGCUAUUCCCUUCCAACUUUGAUGAGCUUCUCAAGCAGCGCAGUGGCGAUCAGAUUCUGAACGGCGACGAAGAGCGCCUUGUGGAUCUAGUCAGGUCGCAAAGAGACCUUGUGUUUGGAGCUAUGGACGACGAGUCCGCUAAACUGUUCUUGGAAAGCCAGUUCUCUUCUGAGAAGCUGGCCGAGAGUCUUAGUAUCUUCUUACGAGACCACGUCCCCAUUGUCGUAGAAUAUGCCGAAAGGUAUGGUGUUAACAUCCCAUUAAGCGACGAGGGCGCAGGGGCCAGCCAAAUCUCAGUCGAGAAUCAUGAUCAAAUAGAGCACGACAAUUUGGCAGCUCUCAUCCAGUCUGUCAGCCAAGAUUUCACACAUGAACAUGUCGCCGAGGACAUGCAUACUAGUACACACCACGAACAGCACGACCACGACUCCACAGAGGACAUGGAAAACUACAACCUCAGAGCACUGCUUGAGCACUCACUCUCUAGCCAUGGCAUCGAGCCCAUAAGUGACUCAAACAAUACCGGCGCUCACGAAACAACGGAAGGUUUCGACGCCAAGGACUUGGCAUCCCUCAUAAGUGAGAAGCUGAAUGAUAACCUCGAGGCAUGUCACGGUCUCCCGGAUGUUUCGGCGUUGAACUACUCUACCAACGACCGUGAAAACAGUCACGACAUAAAUCCUCAGUAUUUGGCUCAGCUGAAUGCGGCCAACUCGUCGCCAUACCAGCCCUUUGCACAAAGCCCUGCCGUACCUCACGUAGAAGCCACCUCAGACCGUCUUCCCCCCAACCAGUCAUCGCCAACCUCUGUCUUAUAUGAGAGAGCUCGCCAAGCCGCGGUUGCGAAGUCGUCCAAUACCGCAAGAAGAGAAGGUCUCCAUUCGACUAGGCGGCCAUGGACUCCUGAAGAAGAGAAGGCUCUCAUGGCUGGCUUAGACACGGUUAAAGGACCGCAUUGGAGCCAGAUCCUCUCUCUGUUUGGGCAGGCAGGCACUAUAUCGGACAUUUUGAAGGAUCGCACGCAAGUUCAACUCAAAGACAAGGCUCGAAACCUAAAGCUGUUCUUCCUCAAAACGAAUUCGGAGAUGCCUUACUACCUGCAGAGUGUCACUGGGGAACUGAAAACACGUGCACCCAGCCAGGCCGCCCGGAAGGAAGCUGAGGAAAAGGCACGCAUGAACUUGGAGGAUGACCAAAAACGAAUUCAAGGCAUAAUGACACUAGCAGGUGGGCUACACAGCAACCAUCGACCUGUCAUGAGCAGCCCCUUGGCAGCUUCGUCGCCAAAUCGCGGGAGUCCCAUGUCUCAAGCGUUACAAGGAGGCAGUCCAAGCACAGGUGCCAACUCUGCUCAGGCCCCAGGAACAACGGCCUCUACAUUCCCUCAUCUUCAAAACUCACCCUUAGUGAAGACUGAGCCGGCGGAACACCAUUCUACACAACAGGUAAAUAAGCUGCCUCAAAUACAGCCUGCACCAGCGCCACCUCAGCAGACGCCGAUCGCUUUCAAGCCACAGCCGCCAAUUCAGCAACAACCUCAAAAGCAGCUGCAGCCUCAGCAUCAGCAUCAACAGCAACACCCAACCCAGUUGGAGCACCAACGGCAACAGCAGCAGCAGCAGCAACGACAACAGCAGCAGCAGCUACAUCAACAGCAGCAAUAUCAACAAACUCCGCAGCAGCAGCAGCAGCAGGCACAACCCCACCAGAAUAACUCUCCGCCCUCUUUUCCGACACAGCCGCAGUCCCAGGCCCACAAUUUGGGCCUCCCACAAGCUUCUCCAGAUAUGGGUGAGAACCAUAAUCAGACUUAUGGUCUUCCACCUUUACCGCCCAACCCCCACUCCACGCCCGACCAGGUUCAGGAUACCAAAUUAUUCGAGACGCUACAGGCCGCCAUAGCUGCAUCAGUCAACGAUAACCACGUUCCCGUGGCUGCAAUGUCGGAAGCCUCGGUAAAUUAG